UGCUGUUCUGUUUUUGUUAGCAACAAAAAGUUUGAAGAAUAAUGUAAAUAGAACUUUUACAAGGGAAAAGAAAGCUGAUAUCUUUAAGCAUACAUUGGAAGCAUUAUUAAUUUUCAUGAUCAAAAUUUGUAUCAAGCCAAAAGUUUUAUUUAUUUGAAAUUUUUUUGUUUUUUUAAUUUUUGAAAAUGAAGGUUGUUGCUUUAAUCAGUGGGGGUAAAGACAGCUGUUACAAUAUGAUGCAGUGUGCUGCUCAAGGACAUGAAAUAGUUGCUCUGGCAAAUUUGAAGCCUAAAGAAGAUGAGAUGGACAGUUACAUGUACCAAAGUGUUGGUCACAAUGCUGUAGAGUAUUAUGCUUCUGCUAUGGAUUUGCCAAUGUUUCAACAAAGUAUUGAAGGCAAACCUAUCAAUCAAGAUUUUGGUUAUCAACCUACAGAAGGAGAUGAAGUGGAGGAUUUAUAUAAAUUACUGAAAAAAGUGAAGGAUUCAGUAGAAGUUCAGGGAGUAUCAGUGGGAGCCAUAUUUUCAGACUACCAGAGACUUAGAGUUGAAAAUGUGUGUGAACGUUUAGGUUUGCAAGUUUUAGCAUAUUUGUGGCAUAGAGAUCAAGAUGAAUUACUUCAAGAAAUGAUUGAUAAUAAAAUCCAUGCUAUUAUCAUCAAAGUUGCAGCUUUAGGUUUGGAUCCAAAAAUUCACUUGGGAAUGACAUUGGAAGAAAUACAACCACAUAUGCGUGCCAUGCAUCAAAAAUUUGGUCUUAAUAUUUGUGGAGAAGGAGGAGAAUUUGAAACUUUCACUCUAAACUGUCCUUUAUUCAAGAAAAAACUUAUUGUGUUAGAAAAAGAAAUUGUUAUUCACUCCAAUGAUGCCUUUGCACCUGUUGGAUACUUAAUAUUGAAAAAAAUAGCCCUUUCUGACAAGAAUAUGGAAUGAUGAAAUAAUCUGAAGAAACACAAAUGAAAGGAAGGAUCUUUUCAAGAAGAAUCAUAUGAUAGAAAAUGAUGUAAAUAAAUGAAAAACGUUUACUGUGAUACUAUGAAAAUGCUUUGUGUGUUUUCAUUUAGCAGUUAUAUUUGUUUUGAUGAAGGGAGUAUGAUUAAUAUACAAAUAGUAUCAUUAGAAGUUUUAGAAGUCUAAGAAGAGCAUGGUAAGUCCUCUUCUAAAAGCAUCAGAUUUUAUUAACUAUUCAACUGACGAUUAACAUUUUAUUUUUGCUGAAAGCAAAAUAUCAUGUUUGUACUAAGCAAGUAAUUGCAUUAAUAUUUUAAAACUAUUUUGCUUUUAAUAACUCUUCUUUUAAUACUGAACUACGAAUUAUUUUCAUGAUCUUAGCAUAGAUACUUUGUAGUACUUUGGUUUUACAGACCCCAAAUAUCGCAUAUAUUUUAGCUAAUUAUUGUUGUAUAAUUCAAAUUUCAAAAAAAAAAAAUAUAUUUGUAAUUUUAAGUUUUCUUUCAGAUAAUUAAAAAAAAAAAAAGGAGGUGGCCCAUGAAUAGGCAUAGGAGAUGAAUGAAAUCUGAAAUUUCACUUAUAAACAUAAUUUAGUUUUUCAAUAUUUAUUAAAUGAGAGAGUAUUAGAUAUUAAUUCUUUGAUUUGUUUUGUUUUAUGUUUUGGCUGAUUUCUCUUUAAACGACUUUUAAAAAAUCUUAAAAGCAGAUUCAAGGCAUUGAUAUCCAUAUUUUUAGUGCUGUAUGUUAAAAAUAAUACUUGUGUAAUUUUACUGAAUGGAAGUAAAAAUUGAUGAAAUUUGUUAUUAUCUAUUUUUAUAUUUGCUUUCAAAAUUCUGAAAUGUUUGCUUAUAUAAUUUGCGUUUGCCAUUUUAAAAAAAUGUGCGCAUACUUUGAUAUAUGUGGGAGAUUUUAACUAUUUCAGGCAUUUUUUAAAAAAUUUGUUUUAGAGGGGAAAAUAUUGGUGUUAGAAAGUUUAUACACAUCAUAUGAUUUUAUUUUAAUGUAAUUUGGAAAAAAUUUUGUUUAAAAUGAUCUCUACUUAAUUAUGAUGUUUUAUUUUCUAAAAAUAGUAAAUUGUGUAUGAGUUCAUAAGUGAUAAACUGCUAUAUGCAGUUGUACAUAUGCAAGAAAAUGAAUUUGUUCAUAUAGCUAUUGAGUUUAUUAAUCGACAGACUUUAUUUUAAAAUUUCUAUCAGAUAAAAGCAAACAUGAAUAUAUUUACUCAUUCACGCUUUAAUAUGGCAAAAAAGAUUCCAAAGAAUAUGAAAAAUUAUAUACAUUUUUAUCAUACAAGAAGUUUACAAUUCCAAUAUAUUUAAUAUAGGAGUUUUUCUUUCAUAUGGAAGAAGCUUAUUUUGAAUAAAUGCUAACUGUGGUAGAUUAAUUUUAGGAAUUAGAUGUAUAACAUUUUUAACAUUGUCUUCCAUAUGUUUUCAAAGAGACUUAUGAUUAGGCUAUUUAUAAUUUAUUGAUGGGCAAGGUUUUAUUUCAUUUUUAUUACUUUUUAGUAAGGUUAGUUGAGUGAUUUUAUAUUUACAUACUAAGAAAUAGAAUUUAUUAUUUUUUUUAUGGAUAAUUUUAGCUUUUUUAGAAGUUUUAUACAUGCCAGUUUUUUAAAUCUUUUUUUUUUAGAUAAAAAGUAUGCUUAUAUUUGCCUAUGUUUUAAAUGUUGUAAUGAAUUGUUUCCUUCCUUCGAAUAUUUGUGGAUGUUUCCAAUCUAAACUUUAUUUAUUUUUGUAAAUAAAUAUGUGCCUUCUUUUUUAUGAAUCAUUUUUUGUUGUAUCCAAUUGGGAUGUAUUGUAAAGAUCAUUAAACACACAAAGAAUUUUCUUCAUUAAUGCCUUAAUAUUGAUCAUCAUUGUUAUUUAAACAUUAUUUUUUGCUGUUGUCAGUAAGUGAUUUAGAAAAUCUGUCUUGCACUUCAAUGAUCGUCAGUAAAUAAAACAGGUUUUUAAAAUUUAUUAUUGUGUAUGGUCGUCGCCGAUAUUUGUGUAAAUAUCCACCAAUACUUUUCUACUUUCUUAUGUUUAUAAAUCGCCAUGUUUGACUUUGUGGACACGUACAAUUUUACUCAUAGUUAAAGAGUUAAAAGAAGAGAGGAAGGAACAUUAGGUAUUUUAAGAUAAUACAGCUUAAAGUUGCUUAUCAAUUUGACUUUCAUAAGCAAUACUAUGUUUUAAUAAAGUAUAUAUUUAAUAAGUAUGAAGUUAUGUUAAAUAAGUAUAAUCUUUCUGUCACUUGGUUACCCUGACUGCUAUUAAUAAUAUUAUUUAUUUUUUUAAUUUUAAAAUGAAUUUUAUGCAAAUAAUUUCUUAAAAUAAAAAUGACAUAUUUAUUUCUUUAUGCCCUUUGGUUUUAUUGCCAAUCAAUCGAGAUAUAUUGCUAAAAUGAUUGCAUUAUGUAUAAUGGAGUUUGAUGGUCUUAAUGUAAUCUGAAAAUCACCAAGUAAACUUGAGGACCGUAAAAAUAAACAAGUAUCCGUUUAUCCUUAUUACACAUAUUACAUGUAUAUGUUACUGAAAAUGUUUUCCUCCUAAUUUAGUCUGCUUAGUUCGGAAGAGAAGAUUUCUAUUUUUUUAAAAAUGAGUUUUACAAUUUGAAAAUUAAAAUUUUAAUUAUGCAUAUGUAAGUAGAUUCCUCCCCCCCCCCUCUUCCAUCUUAUAAUCAGAAAACUAGAUUAGAAAAUUAGAUUUCAUGCUGAUGGUAAAAUUGCACACAUUCCAACAUUUAUAACAUUUUUUAUGAAUAUGCAUAUAAAGUGAUUACUUAUCACACAUUUUAUAUAAAAAAAGGAAAAUAUUAAUUAUUCAUGAUAUGGAAAAUAUGAAUCUACAGCCAUGUGUUAUACUUUGGCUUACCUAGUAACUAAGUAGUAUUGAAAAUGACUGCAUUUCAUUAACAUACAAUUGAUUCAGAAGAUUUUAAAAAGUGUUGGGGUAUUGUUUAUUUUUUAGAAUUCCCAGGUUCACUUGGUGGUUUUCUGUUUAUACAAAGUUCACAAAGCUCUUUUAUACAUAUUGCAGUCGUCAUAGUGAUAUGUAUUAGUUGCUUGAUGAUAGAACCCGGGGGAGUUAACAAUAAAUAAUUACCAAUGGGGCUAAAUGUGUAGUAAAUAUUAGAUAUA
Argiope bruennichi is the source of this 4074-nucleotide messenger RNA. RefSeq names its product diphthine--ammonia ligase-like. Bases 186 to 932 code for a protein of 248 amino acids. Gene Ontology annotation, biological process: protein histidyl modification to diphthamide. Gene Ontology annotation, molecular function: diphthine-ammonia ligase activity. The transcript is spliced from 9 exons. The record is from RefSeq and is a predicted model, not a curated record. Lineage: Eukaryota; Metazoa; Arthropoda; Arachnida; Araneae; Araneidae.